UAAUAAAAUUAUAAAAGGGCUUUAUAUGCAAUUAAUAUGCUCUCUUUUCUUCCUCCUUCCAAGGUCAGUACGCGCCACUGCAAAACCUUAGCUCAAAAACCCUACCUACUUCAAACUCCUGAUAACACACCCACCACCUUCAUCGUGCUUCCAAACAAUGGUCAACAAGUCUAAAGCUCAGAAGAAGCAAAAGCGUGGUGUUGAUUUCAAAAAAAUAAAAAGGAAAAUUGGAAGAAAAUUGCCUCCGGCCCAGAAUGCUACUAACACUGAAAUCAAAUCCAAAGCAAUUAUUCUACCUGAGCAAAGUGUAGCUUCAGAGAAGGCUGGUUUAGCUGUGAGCAAGAAAGGUUUAACGUUGAAAGAGCUUCUUCAGCAGACAGGUCAUCACAAUGCUAAAGUUCGUAAAGAUGCUUUAAUUGGAAUUAGAGAUGUUCUUCUUAAAUUCCCUGCUGAAUUGAAACUGCAUAAGCUUGCUGUUAUUGAGAAACUACGUGAACGUAUCAGUGACGAUGAUAAAUUGGUCCGUGAAACACUCUAUCAGCUUCUCAAGUCAGUUAUUUUUCCUGGCUGUAAAGAGGAUAAUAAGGGACCAAUUAAUUCCUUGAUGAUGACAUAUAUACUUAAUGCAAUGACAAACAUGGCUAUUGAAGUGCGGUUGAUGGCUUUCAAAUUUUUUGACCUCUUGAUCCAGUAUUUUCCAUCAUCCUUUUUAUUGUACGCUGAAAAGAUUCUCCAGAACUAUGAGGACAUUCUGCAGAAGAACAAAUUUUACUUGCAAGACAAGGGCAGGCUAAAGAAUGCUCUUGCUGGGUUGGUUCGCUGCUUGUCACUGUUACCGUGCAGUAAUCAGAAAGAAGGCGACUCCUUAAGUGACAAUAUUCAGAAAAAACCCUCUGCCUAUGGAGUAAGUUUUCCUGUUCCAAAUAUCAUGCAAAAGUGGACCCUUGUAGUUACCUUCCUUUGGCGUGCAUGUUACAUUUUUCCUCGGUAUUUCCUUCUUUAUUUUUCGUCGGUAUUUCCUUCUUUUUUAGGGGUGGGAUGGCUAGAUUGUUCUGUCAACUUGUUGUUGAUAUACUGCAAUUUGCCCUUAAUUACUGCUAAACUUGUUCUGUACUGUGCUUCCAGUUACUUUCCUUGUAAGCUUCUUCCAUUCGGCGCUUACUCUUUCAUUUAUUUUUGCAGCAUAAAUAAAUCUGCAGAUUUCCCUGGCAGUAACAUCAGGAAAGGAUUCCAGAAUAGAUCUGGUUCUUCUCCCUUUUACGAGUCUGCAGCAAAUGCACCAUGGUGUAGUGAUCCAAACUUUCUUGAACUUCUUUAUCUUCACUGCUUUCCACCUCAUUACUGCUUCCUUCAUAUUGCCUGGCUUGAUUAUCAUGUAGGGCUAUGCAGCCAAAACAACAUAUUUUUAUUGGUUAUCUACAAGACAGUUUUAUUGGUUAGUAACCUUUGCAAACAGAUAAGCAAGGCUUUUCUGCUUUCAGUUUCUUGCUGGCUCCUUGUUCUGAAGAGAUUGUAUCCACUUGAUGGACAACUUUCUAAUGUUAGAAAGAAAUCAUUAUGGCUUAGGGCCUUGUCGCCAGCACAUUCUUUUAUUGUCUCUGCUACUUCUUUCUCCGCAAGGGCUUUGCAUCCAAUUGCUCUGCUAUGCUAUGAUUUGUUGGAUGCUAUGAUCCCAAGAAGAGAUGCUGGUUUAUUAGCAAAUAUGAAAUCAGGUCUCCCAUCGAACAGGAGAUUACGAGUUACCUUGUUGAAAGCCUUAUUUAUUGCUAAAAUUUUCAUACAUCUGCAUCCUUGGCAAUCAACAUCAUUGUGUAAUGGAUGCAAUAACUUUUCUUCUUUCUUUUUUUUCCUUUUGCUUUUCGUCCUUUUGUUCAUUGAAAGUAAUUUUUCUCUGAUUGCUCUAUCUUUUUCCUUUUGCACAUUGCAGGACGGUGACCGAUAUUUCACACUGAAUAUUGCAAUUACAGAAAUAUUUUUGCAACUAAGUUACGGGUCCAAAUUAUCUCCUGCAUUGUUGGAAAGAUUUCUGGAGUUCAUCGAGAGUUCUCUAUCUGAAAAGAUGUCAGUUUGCCAGUACAUAACUUUGCCAGUAGUUGUAUUUAAAUCCAUCCCACCCUAUGUCUUAAACUUGGCUGAGAGCAGAGUACAAGAACGGUUUGCAGCUUACCUGCCUGACUGUGGUGAAAAGUGGUCUGCACUCUGUUCUCCUUCGUUGCUGAACUCAGAGCAGGAUUGGCUUUAUCUGGAUCCUAAGGAUCUUGAAAUAUUUAAUCAUCAAAUUGCGUGGAUAAGGGAGCUUCCAAAGCUGUUAGUCCUCUUAGGUGAUAAACACCCAUUACAUGCAAAGGCUGUGUUGCGUCUUCAACUUCGUCUUGGACAAGCUGCUAGUUUGAAUGGUCCACUGGCAAAAGAAUAUGACAAUAUGCAGCACAUAAUACGAGAUUUUUACUGCACCUGCCUCAAUGGAACUGUAAGCUAUGGUCCGUUCAUGAGGCUUCCUAGAGAUAUUCAGGAGCUCUCAAUAUGCUGCCUAUAUUACUUUUCUUUCUUGGACACUGUGCUACUUCAACCUUUAGUCUCAUGUUGCAUAUGUAAGUUUAACUCCUCGACAUCACUGAUUUUUAUCUUUCUAACUAGAUGAAAAUACCAAGGUCUUUUACAGAACUAACUGGCGCUCAAAUUGUGAAUUGUUUGAAGUGUGUGACCAUCUAAUCUAAGUAUAUGUUUAAGCUGUUAGAGAGAGCACAAUAUACAUAAUUAUCUCUUCAACACGCCCCCUCACUUGCGAGCCUGAUUCUUUUUCGUGGGUCAAGCACGUGGAAAAUCUUUUUGAUAAUGGGUGGCGGUGGGACUUGAAUCCAUGAAUUUUGCCUACUCUGGUACCAUGUUAAAAUAGAAAAAAAUAACUUCUCAUUGACUUUGUAUGGUUAGGUAUACCAUUUGAGCCAUGCUGGCACUGGGAUUUUCCCAUUUGGCUAGUG
Messenger RNA from Nicotiana tabacum (common tobacco), 2981 nucleotides. The record is from RefSeq and is a predicted model, not a curated record. Lineage: Eukaryota; Viridiplantae; Streptophyta; Magnoliopsida; Solanales; Solanaceae.